This is a messenger RNA of Dunckerocampus dactyliophorus (ringed pipefish), 922 nucleotides long. RefSeq names its product brain-specific homeobox (gene bsx). Gene Ontology annotation, molecular function: DNA-binding transcription factor activity, RNA polymerase II-specific; DNA binding. The transcript has 3 exons. Gene Ontology annotation, biological process: regulation of DNA-templated transcription. The record is from RefSeq and is a predicted model, not a curated record. Lineage: Eukaryota; Metazoa; Chordata; Actinopteri; Syngnathiformes; Syngnathidae. Bases 1 to 657 code for a protein of 218 amino acids.
AUGAGCAUGAACUACCCAACAGCGGCGCCGACGCAGAGGUCGACAUCGUUUUUCAUAGAGGACAUCUUACUGCACAAACCCAAGCCGCUGAGAGAAGUCAUUCCCUCUCCGUUCUGCAGCUCCCUGGCCUCCCGGAUGCCGAUCCUGGAGUACGGAUACCCGCUGGUGCCAACGCCGAUACUGGCGCCGCAUCCGCACCAUCCGCUCCACAAAGCAGAACAUCACCAGUACUUCUUCACUUCCGGCAUGCAGAUACCGGGCUUGUUCCAGCACCACGCAGACUUACCGGGCAAGCACUGCAGACGCAGGAAGGCCAGGACGGUUUUCUCGGACUCGCAGCUCUCCGGCCUGGAGAAAAGGUUCGAAAUCCAGCGCUACUUGUCCACACCGGAGAGAGUGGAGCUUGCAACUGCACUCAGCCUUUCCGAAACGCAGGUCAAGACGUGGUUUCAGAACCGGCGGAUGAAGCACAAGAAGCAGCUGAGGAAAGCCCAGGACGAGCGCAGAUCCGCGGACAACUCAAGCGAGAACGAACUGGCCGAGAAGAGCGUGGAGGAGCUUCAACGUCCUCUGGAGCAGGACACAUAUUUGCUGGAAGAAAACGACGACGAGGUGGAUAUCGAGGAUGAUAUUUGCUCCCCGGAUCAUCUUUUAUAGUAGGCUGUUUCCCCACCCUGUAUAGUAUAUUUUUGUAAAUAACGCCGGCUUUCUUUGACUGUAAUUAGAAACGUAUCAGACAAUGCUAUUUAUUCACACCGACACUUGUUGAUAUGUUUAUCAAUUGUGUACAAAAAGCAAAUUAUUUAUAUCGAAACAUAAUAUAAUCACAGUAUUACUGGGCUAACACGAGUUCAUGAAAUUGCAAGAUAUUUAUUUUGAAAUAUGUUUCUACUUGCUUGUUUCUUUCGUAAAGAGACACCAU